Messenger RNA from Marmota flaviventris (yellow-bellied marmot), 1379 nucleotides. It is a transcript of the gene Shld1, whose product is annotated as shieldin complex subunit 1. Gene Ontology annotation, cellular component: site of double-strand break. NCBI's taxonomy places the organism in Eukaryota, Metazoa, Chordata, Mammalia, Rodentia, Sciuridae. The record is from RefSeq and is a predicted model, not a curated record. Gene Ontology annotation, biological process: positive regulation of double-strand break repair via nonhomologous end joining; positive regulation of isotype switching; negative regulation of double-strand break repair via homologous recombination.
UCGAACCCGGGCUGCACGCAUGCCAGGAGAGCGCGUUACCGCUUGAGCCACAUCCCCAGCCCUCAGCAAAACUCUUGACUCAAAAAAUGAAGAAGGCUGGGUGUCUCUCAGUGGAUGAUGGCAGCCCAGGAAGCCAGUCCAGGCAGCCAGUCAGGAGAGAGUUGUGCUUUGGACUUACCAUCAGCAAGCGACAUAAGAGACUAUGUGCUGCAGAGACCCAGCCAGGAGGCCAACAGCGAGGCUCUUAGUUCUGUGGAAUGCCAUUCUUUUCCUUGCUCUUCUGAUGUGGAUCCAGACAGCAGUAAUCCAAAUACUGAACAAAAAGACUCCUGGACUUCUGAGAACAUCUGGUUUGACAUUUCUAUGAAAGGCCAAUCAGAGAUCACAGAGGAGGAGGAUGAACUUCGGAAAUCCCUGGAUAGAUUCUAUGAAGUGUUUGGCCAUCUGCAGCCAGUCUCUGGGAAUCUUCUCUCUGCAUCUGUCUGCCAUUGCCUGUCUCAGAAAAUCACUGAACUGGGGGGCCAGGAGAGCCAAAAGUAUGCUCUCCGCUGUUUCCAGAUGGCCCGGGUCAUCUUCAACCGGGAUGGCUGCUCAGUCUUACAGAAGCAUUCCAGGGACGCACACUUCUACCCACUGGGGGAAGCGAGUGCUUCUCUAGAUAAUGAAAAGCCAACUCCAGGACUUUCAAAAGAUAUUAUUCAUUUCCUGUUGCAGCAGAAUGUGAUAAAAGAUCCAUAACUGGUGCUGGCAGUGAGAACAGGCAGCAGCGUAGGUACAGCACUGUGGCCGUGCUGUUGUUACCUCCCCCUGCCCCCCGCUCCCAACCUCCCCCCCGCCCCGGGUCCUUUGGGGUCUCUUGACAGCUGUGUGUGCCCAGCCCGCAGCUAAAUGCUUUGCAGUUACACACUGGCACCUGCAAUCUGUCCUGAAGUCAGUCAGCCCCUGUGAAGAAACCUACCUCCCAUGCCACCUCCCAUUCACCCUGGCCAAGGCUGACUGGCAGGGUUAGGAGUCAGAAGCCUGGCUUCCUUGCCUCAAUCUAUGCUCCAGAGUUCUCUCUUCCUAGGAUCAGGCCAAGACUGAGACUCUGCAAGGCAUCAUAGCCUUGCUCUGCUUUACCCUUUCCCCAUCUUCUUCCUGCCAUCUACCUACAGGUGUCUCUGAGAGUCUUUCCUUAAUACACCUCUUAUAUCAGAAUCCCUGGCUCAGGGUCUACCCCUGGGAGAGUCCAACCUAAGAGAACAGGCUUUAGUGGGGUAAGUUUUGUGAAGGGACAAAGCUCUAUACUGAAUCAAGUAUAAGAAUUAAACCAAGUUGUAAGAUGGAGACCACGUGCUUGAGAUCAUAAGUCCUGAAAUAAUAUAGGGAUUUAAAUUUGG